Molecule: messenger RNA, 917 nt
Organism: Kickxella alabastrina
Lineage: Eukaryota; Fungi; Kickxellomycota; Kickxellomycetes; Kickxellales; Kickxellaceae
Product: scaffold protein Nfu/NifU N terminal-domain-containing protein
Exons: 3
Coding region: 95-856 (253 amino acids)
Biological process (GO): iron-sulfur cluster assembly
Cellular component (GO): mitochondrion
Molecular function (GO): iron-sulfur cluster binding; iron ion binding
Source: RefSeq, a predicted model, not a curated record
UCUUUCAAAUUAUUUUCACUUUCAAAUUAUAUUCUUUUUUCCAACAUUACGACCACUACUACUUCAAAAUAAACUACAAUCACAGACGUAAAAUAUGUUGUCUCGGCUCUUCACAACCACGGCAGUUGCCGCCGCUCUGCGCACAUCGACUCGGCCGACACAGCAACCGCUCAGACGCCACAUCAGCAGCCGGCUUCUCACACCGCGACUGGACAUCACCAGCGUCAGCGCCCAGACAAUGGCCCGGCGCACGAUGUUCAUCCAAACAGCCACAACGCCCAACGAAGACGCCCUGCAGUUUAUCCCCGGCGUGCCCGUUCUCCCCGAAGGCGCCAAGCACACAAUAGAGUUCUCGUCUCCACGCGAGGGCCUCAAAUCGCCACUGGCCACGCGGCUGUUCGCCAUCGAGGGCGUCAAGGGCAUUAUGUUUGGCUCAGACUUUGUCACCGUGCGCAAGGACCCGGACUUCCCAUGGCAGCUGAUGAAGCCCGACGUAUAUGCUGCCAUCAUGGAUCAUUUCUCAGAUGCAGAGAAGACAAGUGAUUCGAUGGACGUGGCUGAGCAUGACUCGGAGAUUGUCGCUGAGAUUAAAGAGCUGCUAGAGUCGCGCGUGAGGCCGGCGAUUCAGGAGGACGGAGGGGAUUUGGACUUUGUCUCGUUUAAUGAGGGAUCGGGGAUUGUCAAGAUUAGGCUGAGGGGCGCGUGCAAAGGAUGCUCGUCGAGCUCGGUGACGCUGAAGCACGGCGUUGAGGGCAUGCUCUCGUACUAUAUCCUGAGGUCACUGCUGGAGGCACAGGCGAAUAAGGAGUUCCAAAAGCUCGAGGCAUCCUUGCAAGAGAAGUAUAAUACUUCAUGAAGAAUAAAAAAUUCUUUACAAAUUUAUGUAUUUUGAAACAAGAAAAACUUAUAUUUUAAAA